UCCGGAUGUCAACCGCCAAUAAAUUACAAGAGAAAAAAGCGGCGGCGGCGGCCCUCACCUACGUAGCAGAUUUUCCAAAGUGUAAAGCUGAUUUUAAAGUUUUGUCUGGAGAAAAGAAACCAGAGACAACAGUUCCUCAGCUCACUCAGAUCAGCUCUUGAAAGUCAUCUUCUGCACCCUGGAAAGAAGAAAUGCUGCUUGGACAUCAGCAGUUGAAACUGAAUGUUGACCAGCAGGACAUUAAAGAGGAAGAAGACAAGCUUUGGACAAGUCAGGCGAGAGAGCAGCUUCACCAGCUAGAGGACAUCAAUAUCACCAACUUACCUUUCACUGUUGUCCCUGCGAAGACAGAAAAUGAAGAAAACUCAUUGGUAUCACAGGCCCAUCAAAGCUUGGAUUUUAACUGCCUGAAGGACAGUGAAGCCUUUGUUAGAAACAGCAGGUAUGAGAAACAAUUGAUUUGCAAUGAAUGUGGAAAAACAUUUGGUCACAUGAACUCUGCAAUGCAACACAAAGUUCAAGCAAGUGAGAAGCUCUUAAACUGUCCUCAGUGUAUACAAAGGGUGAGGCAAAAGGGCAGUCUGGACAUAAACAAGAGAAGUCACACAGGAAAGGGAAUAUUUGUCUGUUCUGAAUGUGGUAAAAUUUUCAGAGAGAAAAACACUCUGAACAGACAUAUGAGAACUCAUACAGGGAAGAAACGAUUUGGCUGUUCUGAAUGUGGUAACACAUUUAAGCAAAAAUGCAAUCUGAAAACACACAUGAAAAUUCACACAGGUGAGAAACCAUUUGGCUGUUCAGAGUGUGGCGAAAGAUUUGCACGAAAAAGCCGUCUGAGCACACACAUGAAAAGUCAUACAGGUGAGAAACCAUUUGGCUGUUCUGAGUGUGGUAAAACAUUUGGAGACAAGAGCUAUCUAAAUGUACACACCAGAAUUCAUAUGGGUGAGAAGCCGUUUGUCUGUUCUGAGUGUGGGAAAAGAUUUAGAGAAAAAUACACUCUGAACAGACACAUUAGAAGUCAUACAGGAAAGAAAUUAUUUGGCUGUUCCGGGUGUAGUAAAAUGUUUGGGCAAAAAAGCGAUCUGAUAAAACACCUGAGGAUUCAUACAGGAGAGAAACCUUUUGAUUGUUCUGAGUGUGGUAAAAGAUUUAGAGAAAAAAACUUUCUGAACAGGCACAUGGGAAUUCAUACAGGAAAGAAAUUAUUUGGCUGUUCUGGAUGUAGCAAAAUGUUUGGACAAAAAAGCGACCUUAUAAAACACCUUAGAAUUCAUACAGGAGAGAAACCAUUUGUGUGUUUUGAGUGUGGUAAAACAUUUAGGCAAAAAUGUAAUCUGAAAACACACAUGAGAAUUCAUACAGGUGAAAAGCCAUUUGGCUGUUGUGAGUGUGGAGAAAGAUUUAUACGAAAAAGGAGUCUGAGCACUCACAUGAAAAGCCAUCCAGGUGCUCAUACGCCACAAAGUUAUAUACAGAAAUCAGUGCAUGGACAGACUAUAUCCCUCUCAUAGAGAAGUUGGUCUAGGUCUCACUGAAAUGAACCAGACCUAUAGAGCAUCUCUAAUAAGUAUUGGACAGUACUGAAAGAGUUCUGAGGAAGGGGUCAUGAAAGUAGGUAGGUAGCACAACAUCACAAUGAGACCUUUUCCCAACAGACCUCAUUUAUCAAACUGACGAAAAUGUGGAGAUUGUGGAGACCUCUUAGAAGAGAGAGAAAGCAACAAUAUGACACCUGCAACAACACUAGCAAGACAGGCCAAGGAAAAAUACAGCAAAAAAGAACACAAACUUUGAGUGGGCAGAUGGAAACAGCACAGAAAUCAAUCAAUCAAUUUUUUUAUAUAGCGCCAAAUCACAACAAACAG
This is a messenger RNA of Thalassophryne amazonica, 1868 nucleotides long. RefSeq names its product gastrula zinc finger protein XlCGF57.1-like. The record is from RefSeq and is a predicted model, not a curated record. Gene Ontology annotation, molecular function: RNA polymerase II transcription regulatory region sequence-specific DNA binding; DNA-binding transcription factor activity, RNA polymerase II-specific. The transcript has 3 exons. Lineage: Eukaryota; Metazoa; Chordata; Actinopteri; Batrachoidiformes; Batrachoididae. The coding region runs from base 192 to 1514 and encodes 440 amino acids. Gene Ontology annotation, cellular component: nucleus. Gene Ontology annotation, biological process: regulation of transcription by RNA polymerase II.